GAAGUACGACCACUGUCACUGUGAGCUAGGCUAGUUAGCUACCAAGCUGCUUUGAUAUUCACCUUAGAACGGUGGUUAUAACUUAUUCCAACUGUUAUGAAGGUAGUUUAACUGCAAGAAGGUAUUGUUAUGUAGCAACUGUUUCACUGGUUAGCUUUGUCCAGUAGCUGUUAGCUGCUAUAUGUUGCUAAACAUGCUAGGCUAGCAUUUGUCAACAACCCAGGGCAGCUUGAGUUGUGCAGAGACUGCUGAGCUGGUUCACGAUGAAGACCAACAAGUCCUACAAGCUUGUGCUGCACAAGAAAGGGUUUGGUGGAAGUGAUGAUGAGUUGGUCGUCAACCCAAAAGUGUUUCCUCAAGUCAGUCUGAGGGAUAUAAUCGAGAUCGCACACCCCACCGAUGAGUACAGUCCUCUGCUGCUGCAAGUGAAGAACCUAAAAGAGGAUCUUCAGAAAGAGACGAUCAGUGUGGACCAGACUGUUGCACAAGCCUUCAAGCUGCGAGCUUACCAGGAUGUCAUUGUUAACAUCGUCAACCCAAAGGAUGUGACCCUGGACCUGGUGGAGCUGACCUUCAAGGACCAGUACAUCGGCAGAGGAGACAUGUGGAGGCUGAAGAAGAGUCUGGUGAGCACGUGUGCUUAUGUGACACAGAAAGUGGAGUUUGCAGGAAUCAGAGCUCAGGCCAGUGAACUCUGGGUGAAGGGAGAGAAAGUGACCUGUGGCUACAUCAGUGAAGACACCAGGGUGGUGUUCAGAUCUACAUCUGCGAUGGUUUACAUCUUCAUCCAGAUGAGCUGUGAGAUGUGGGACUUUGACAUCUACGGUGAUCUCUACUUUGAGAAGGCUGUCAACGGUUUUCUCUCUGACCUUUUUGCCAAGUGGAAGGAGAAGAACUGCAGCCACGAGGUGACAGUCGUACUUUUCUCACGUACGUUCUACAACGCCAAAACUAUCGAUGAAUUUCCUGAGAUUCUGAGAGCGUCCAUCAGACAGGAUCACGAGGGACGAUUUUAUGAAGACUUUUACAGGGUGGUGGCUCAGAAUGAGAGACGGGACGAGUGGACGUCCUUACUGGUCACCAUCAAGAAGCUCUUCAUCCAGUAUCCUGUCCUGGUGCGGCUCAAAGAAGCAGAUGGUUUUCCUGUCGGUUACAACUCAACUGCUGCUCAGGGAAACUACCUGGAGGCCAUCAACCUUUCCUUUAAUGUGUUCGAUAAGCACUACAUCAACCGCAACUUUGACCGCACCGGCCAGAUGUCGGUGGUCAUCACGCCAGGGGUGGGAGUGUUUGAGGUGGACCGUCUGCUGAUGAUCCUCACCAAACAGAGAAUGAUCGACAACGGUAUUGGGGUGGACUUGGUGUGUAUGGGGGAGCAGCCGUUGCACGCAGUACCGUUAUUCAAGCUGCACAACAGGACGACACCUGGAGACUCUAGAGUGGGAGACGACUAUAACCUUCCUCACUGGAUCAACCACAGUUUCUACACCUCCAAAAGCCAGAAUUCUUGUAGCUCCUUCACCCCUCGGAUCAAACUGGCUGGACGCAAGCUUCAUGCUGAGAAGUUCAAGAGCAGCAAGGAGCACACUCUCUGUGCUCCUAAGGACCCUGAGAACAGCCUUCCUAUCCAGGUGGACUACGACGCCUACGAUGCUCAGGUGUUCAGACUGCCUGGUCCUUCACGAAUCCAGAGGAGCACCAACUUCAGGAUGGGUCGAGACAAAGAGGCGAGCGGGAGGAAGAGCUGGGGCUCGGUGGAGGUCGGCGCUGGCGUUGGCGCCUCCCCUCCGGUUCGUUCUGGAGGUCCGGAGGAGCAGCGCAGCCUGGCCUCUGAUGACAGUCUGGGCCCGGUGUCCAACAUGCUGCUGAUUCCCCGCAUGCCUCCCGCCCAGUAUGAAGUCAGCAGCUCUCUGGGAUACACCAGCACCAGAGAGUUGUUGGAGAAGAUGAUGGACUCCCAGCGUGACUCCAGCGCCCCCGGCAGGUUCACAGUGGGAAGUGCCGAGUCCACCCUGCACAUCCGUCCAGGAGGCUACACCCCCCAGAGGGCGCUCAUCAACCCCUUCACCCCGUCCAGGAUGCCCAUGAAGCUCACCUCCAACCGCCGCCGCUGGAUGCACACCUUCCCUGUCGGUCCUUCUGGAGAGGCGAUCCAGAUCCACCACCAGACCAGGCAGAACAUGGCGGAGCUGCAGGGCAGCCAGCAGAGAGAUCCUGCCCACACGUCUGCUGAGCUGCUGGAGCUGGCCUACCACGAGGCCACGGGCAGGCGAACCACCUCGAGGCACGGCGGAGAGAACGGCCUCUACGUUGGUGGAGGGAUGGAAGAGUUUACUGGGAGUCCAGGGAGCAACAACAGUGGAACUUUAACCAACCGUGGGUCCGCGUUUGAAGACGUUUCCCUCAGUGGAGCUGAACCAACCCUGCUGCUGUCUGCGCCCCCGACAGUGCCCAGCUUCUGCUGCACAGUAGGGGUGGACUGGAAGUCUCUGACCACGCCCGCCUGCCUGCCGCUCACCACCGACUACUUCCCCGACCGCCAGACGCUGCAGAACGACUACACUGAAGGCUGCUACGACCUGCUGCCACACAGCGACCUGGAGAGGCGAGAAGAUGAAGCUCCAGUGAUGAGUGCGUCUCAGGUGUUUGAGGAGUUUAUCUGCCAGAGGUUGAUGCAGGGAUACCAGAUCAUCGUCCAGCCCAACAACAGGAAGCAGCAGCCGGCCGUGGCCACGCCCCUCGGCAGCAGCCCUCUCUACUCCAGAGGUUUGGUGUCUCUGCGUCGAGCGGAGGAGGAGGAGACGGUCUACUGGCUCAGUAUGGGACGCACCUUCCAUAAAGUUUGCCUCAAAGACAAGAUCAUCACCGUCACUCGCUACCUGCCCAAGUACCCGUACGAGUCAGCUCAGAUCCAGUACAGCUACAGUCUGUGUCCUCCUCAUUCUGAUGCUCAGUUCGUGUCCUGCUGGGUGGAGUUCGGCCACGAGAGGCUGGAGGAAUACAAGUGGAACUACCUGGACCAGUACAUCUGCUCUGCUGGCUCCGAGGACUUCAGUUUGAUCGACUCUCUGAAGUUCUGGAGGACGCGCUUCCUGCUGCUGCCAGCAGGGGGAGCGAGGCGUGUGGCGGACGGCGAGGGCCACUGGGACGUCUACGGCGAGGGGGCGGGGUCGGGGGUCGGCGGCGGCGGGGACUGGGUCCUGCUGGACGGCUUCAUCCGCUUCCUGGAGGGUCUGAACCGCAUCCGGCGCCGCCACCGCUCCGACAGGAUCAUCAGAAAGGGUACUCCAAUGAAAGGCCUGCAGGUGACCAGUCCUCUCCCUCCGUACCCCCCUGAGCCGGUGGUGCCCCCGCAGGGCAAGAAAGGCACGUCAGCGUUAUCGGCCCUGCUGGAGAUGGACCAGAACCAGAGGACUCUGGAGGAGCAGCAGCAGCAGGCGAAGCCCCCAGCAGCCGUCAGCGACUCCUCCAGCGCCGCCACCGCUCCCUCAUACGUGGACUCACCCCGCAAGGACGCUGCCUUUAUUUUGGAUUUUAUACGUAGCCCUCGCUCCUCCUACAUCUAUCACUCUCAGCUGCCUGCUGAGGGCAGCGAGGUGGCAGUUCAGUCAGGAGGGACGAGUGGAGCAGCUGCACCUCCUGCAGGAGAGACGGCAGCCAGCAGCACCACAGACACCAGUGGGCCGUCUGCAGUGGGAGCUCUCUCUCUGUCCUCCUCAUCAACACUCAUGGAGAUCCUGGAGGCCAUCAAACAUCCCAUGACAGGUGUCCAGCUGCUGCCGGAGCAGAAAGGUCUCCCGCUCAACUGCUUCAUCAGCGCCGAGGUCGUUCAUUGGCUGGUCAACAACGUGGAGGGCGUGGCCACUCAGGGCAUGGCUGUGGACAUCAUGCAGAAGAUGCUGGAUGAAGGCGUGGUGGCGCACGCUUCUGGAGACGCCAUGCGCACCUUCGUCUACGGGUUCUACUUCUACAGGAUCGUGGGGGAGAAGGACGGCCCGUCCUCCCAGCUGCCCUCGGCGGCGUCUGGCGGCUGGUCUGCUGCAGCCCUGGAGGACUUCGCUCUGUUCCAGAGGAAGUGGUUCGAGGUGGCCUUCGUGCUGGAGGAGCGGCGCCCCUGCGACCUGCCGGCCUUCCUGCUGCCCUGGCUGCCCAGCCGGCCCGCCUCCUACGCAAGUAGGCACAGCUCCUUCAGCCGCAGCUUUGGAGGACGCAGCCAGGCCGCCGCACUACUAGCUGCUACCGUCCCGGAGCAGAAGACGGUGACUCUGGAUGUGGACGUCAACAACCGCAGCGACCGGACGGAGUGGUGCAGCUGUUAUUACCACGGGAACUUCUCCCUCAACUCUGCCUUUGAGAUCAAGCUGCACUGGAUGGCUGUGACUGCUGCGGUGCUCUUUGAGAUGGUCCAAGGCUGGCACAGGAAGGCAGCGUCCUGCGGCUUCCUGCUGGUCCCCGUGCUGGAGGUCCCCUUUGCUCUGACGUCGUACCUGUACGGGGACCCGCUGAGAGCUCAGCUCUUCAUCCCUCUCAACAUCCACUGCCUGCUGAAGAACAGCAGCGACAACCUGUUUGAAGGAUUUGAGCCGGAGACGUACUGGGACAGGAUGCAGCUCUUCCAGGAGGCCAUCCUCUACAGAUUUGGCUUUGUGCACGACAAGUUUUCUGCCUCAGCGUUUAAUUUCCCGUCUGAGAACAAGCCUCAGUACAUCCACGUGACAGGUACGGUGUUCCUGCAGCUGCCGUACUCCAAGAGGAAGUACUCCAGCGGGCAGCAGCGGCGGCGGAGGAACUCCACCACCUCCAACAGCCAGGGCCCGUUCGGCGGCGAGGAGCGUGUGGGCUACUACUGGGCCUACAACACCAUGCUGACCAAGGCCUGGAGGACCGGCGUGCUGGGGGACGAGCGCCUCGCCGACCGCCUGCUCAGAGACUUCACUGACUUCUGCUCUAACAAGGACAACAGACUGCUGAACCUGUGGGACGGCUGCCAGGACAAGAUGAACGCCAGCGCUCCCUGACAGCAGCACACACGCAGGAACAGGAGAUCCUGAGACUCUUUUUAAUCUUAAUUUAUCAGAGUUCAACACUGUGUUGGUCUGCUGCUCCUCUGACCUCGGGGAGAGACGAACGAACGCCUUAAGAGCAGAAACUGUGUUCUGUUACUGCUUUGUUCAUUGCACAAUAUAAAUAAUAAGACACAGAAUCAUUUGAAAGUUUGUUUUUUUCA
This is a messenger RNA of Centropristis striata (black sea bass), 5227 nucleotides long. RefSeq names its product DEP domain containing 5, GATOR1 subcomplex subunit (gene depdc5). Gene Ontology annotation, biological process: cellular response to amino acid starvation; intracellular signal transduction; positive regulation of autophagy. The coding region runs from base 264 to 5018 and encodes 1584 amino acids. Gene Ontology annotation, molecular function: GTPase activator activity. The record is from RefSeq and is a predicted model, not a curated record. The transcript is spliced from 43 exons. Gene Ontology annotation, cellular component: lysosomal membrane; GATOR1 complex. Lineage: Eukaryota; Metazoa; Chordata; Actinopteri; Perciformes; Serranidae.